AGAGGUCAAAGUUGGCAUUGCCAUGUGUGCACACCGCUUCAGCUACAGGACAUUUCAGCUCUGUACAGCUGCAGUUUUUGGUUAGUCCAUGUAUAUUUUGGUAUACAAUCACUGAAAGUAUUGCAGUAAGUAGACAAAAGAUUUUACUCUUGGCUAGUUUUAGAAAACUACCCUGUGCUAAGUCUUGCUAGCUUCCUCUGUUCCACUCAUUGAGCCGUUUGCAUCUUUCAGCUGCAGGAUCUUCUCAUGAUGCUUUAGCUUGACAUGUUUCAGGUCCGAUCACUGCUGAGUGCCUUAGUUGACCGCAGACGGACGCUGGAGAGGAACGGUGCGUUUUCUAAGUUGUUCUGCAUGAUGAGUGAAGGAUCCAUUGAUCAGCAGGCAGCCAAGCUGUUGAAAAGAGCCAAUGAGGAAAAUGACGACUCGGCUGAGAAGGUGCAGACCAACAAAAGAGUAAAAACAGAAGAGCAACGCACUGACGAUGAAAGGAAAUAUCCUAAAAAGAAAGUGGUCCUCCUUAUGGCGUACUCUGGGAAGGGAUACUACGGCAUGCAGAGAAAUACUGGAACCACUCAGUUUCGAACCAUUGAAGAUGACCUGGUGACUGCUCUCAUUAAAUCUGGUUGCAUUCCUGAAGACCACGGGGAUGAAAUGAAGAAGAUGUCCUUCCAAAGAUGUGCUAGAACAGAUAAGGGCGUGUCUGCAGCUGGCCAGGUGGUGUCGCUGAAGGUGCGGUUGAUCGAGGACAUCAUUGAAAAAAUAAACAAGCAUCUGCCGCCACAGAUCAGAGUGCUUGGACUUAAACGGGUAACCCAAGGUUUCAAUUCAAAAAACAACUGUGAUGCUCGCACAUACUCCUAUAUGCUUCCAACUGUGGCCUUUUCCCAAAAAGACUAUGACACUACGAAUAUAGCAGCCUUUCGCCUGGAACCAGAGACACUUCAACAGGUGAACCGGCUUUUUACCUUCUACAAAGGCACCCAUAACUUCCACAACUUCACCUCCCAGAAGGCUGCCAGUGACCCCAGCGCUCGCCGCUACAUCACCGAGAUGUCCUGCGGCGAGCCUUUCCUCUGCAGCAACUGUGAGUUCGCAGUAAUCACCGUGCGAGGCCAGAGCUUUAUGCUGCACCAAAUACGCAAGAUGAUCGGCCUGGUGAUCGCGAUUGUCAAGGGCUACGCAAAGGAGGAGGUGAUGGAACGGAGCUGGGGCCAGGAGAAGGUGGAUGUUCCCAAAGCUCCAGGGCUGGGCCUGGUCCUGGAACGGGUUCACUUCGACCGGUACAACAAACGCUUCGGUGGGGACGGGCUGCACGAGCGGCUGGAGUGGGACCGCGAGGAAGAGGCCAUCAAGGCCUUCAAGGAGGCUCACAUCUACCCCACCAUUGUUGAGACGGAGUGUCAGGAAGGCUCCAUGGUCAGCUGGAUGUCCACACUUCCUAUCCAUGACUUUGAAGGCACAGCUGGUGAAACACGAGACAAUAAGGAUCUAAAACAGGACAAUGCUGACGAUGGAAAUGACUCUGACUAGGCCACCGUGCCUGAAGAACGACGACACAUUUUCUCACCAAAACAUUCUCUUUUAUUGGGAAUUAUUUUUUCUUUUUAAAGUUUGACAUUAUAAUAAUAUCUGUUUUUUAGUAGGAUUAAAUCCUGUUUCUCUUUUACAAAUGUUGUGAACAAACAACAACACAAUAAAAGCCUCUUUGCUCUGUG
Molecule: messenger RNA, 1715 nt
Organism: Stegastes partitus (bicolor damselfish)
Lineage: Eukaryota; Metazoa; Chordata; Actinopteri; Pomacentridae
Gene: pus1
Product: pseudouridine synthase 1
Exons: 6
Coding region: 265-1530 (421 amino acids)
Biological process (GO): tRNA pseudouridine synthesis; mRNA pseudouridine synthesis
Cellular component (GO): nucleus
Molecular function (GO): RNA binding; pseudouridine synthase activity
Source: RefSeq, a predicted model, not a curated record